Messenger RNA from Grus americana (Whooping crane), 1422 nucleotides. RefSeq names its product proline-rich protein 36-like. The record is from RefSeq and is a predicted model, not a curated record. NCBI's taxonomy places the organism in Eukaryota, Metazoa, Chordata, Aves, Gruiformes, Gruidae. The coding region runs from base 341 to 1291 and encodes 316 amino acids. The transcript has 2 exons.
GCUGCUCUUGGUCUGCCUGCAAGCCGUGGGUUAUGAUUUAGAAAUACGUUCGCCUACCGUUCCUUAACCGUGUGGUUUUGGUUUUUAUUUUUUCAAAGAAAGGGUGGCUUUUUCGUCGAUCUCUUUGUGAGAGUAUCAAAUCAGGCGGCGGUAAAUACGUAGAAGCAACUAGGCGUACUACGGCGUGUACCGGACAGCGUUGGCGUGCCGCUCUGCUAGCAGCGGAGAGCCAGAUGAGGAUGCCCGUGAUAUGAGAAAAGCUCUGUCCAGAGAUACGGAGACGAAAUCAGUUGUACCUCAUCCCGUGACACCGGAAGACAUUGAGUAAGUGUAAGCUGUGAUGCUCAGUGAAAUUACUAAGAGCGUUAAGUUUCCCGUGCCUUUGCUUUCACUCUCCCAUUCUCUUGUCUUGCGGCACGUCGCGUUUUUUGAGGCCGUGGAAGCGACAUCGGGAGCGAUGGGGUGUCAGAACCGGGUCCUCCUGCCUGUCGCUGGUUUUGCUUACCUUCGCCGUCUCUGUGUACCAGUCUGCGUGUCUCUCUGUGUUCCUCAAUCCCUGUCCUCUCUUCUCUGUUCUGCUUUGUUUCGCUGCGUAUGUCCCGUUCCCUGUCCCACCUUUAUCCUUCCUUCCUUCUUCCUCGCCUUUUUCUCUGUCCUUUUGUCCUGCUCCCCGACCCUGUUUCUCGCUCCAUCUGACCGUCCUUUUCCUGGCACCUUUGUGUCUCUGCUCCUUGCCCCCGUCUUUCUCUCCCCUCUGCCCAGUCCUCGUCUCCCUCUUUUGUCUCUCUGCCCCUCUGUCCUGCUCCCUGCCCCUCUUUUUCUCACUCUGCCCCAGCGUCCCGCUCCCCGGUCCUCUUUCCCUCUGUUGCGCUCUCCUUCUCCCUGCUCCCCAGCCCGCUUCUCUCACGCUCCCGCUUCCUUUUUUUAUUCUCUGUUGCUCUGUCCUGCUCCCCGUGCCGCUGUCCCUCGCCGUACCUCUCGGUCCGGCUCCCUGCCCUUAUUCUCUUUUCCUCCCUCGCCGUGGCGCUGCCCGCCCAGGGUCGUUUCUGCCUCUCUGUCCCGCUCCCCGUCCUUGUUUGUCGGUCGCCGUCCCGCUGCCUCUCUUCCUGCCGCUUCUUCCUCCCUCUCUGUCAGGCUCCCCGUCCCCGUCCUUCACUCGCCGUCCCUUUCCUUGCCUCGUGCUUUCUCGCUCGCCGCCGCCCCCCCCCCCCAUCCAGCUGGCUGCCCCUUUUCUCCUCUCAGCCAGCGUCCUGCAGCUGGCUCCUCGGUUUUGGCGGCAGCCUGCACAUAGCAGCCCAGCUCUCCAGCAGCCUGACGGACCGACCGUGUGUCUGUUCCACGCCGGACUGGCGAGCGUGGCUCUGGGUAGGACAGCCGAGGUGCCCCAGGGCCGGGCCCCGAGCCCCGGUGCGGAGUCUCUCC